Messenger RNA from Aspergillus terreus NIH2624, 1443 nucleotides. RefSeq lists its product as uncharacterized. Gene Ontology annotation, molecular function: phosphatase activity. The transcript has a single exon. The record is from RefSeq and is a predicted model, not a curated record. NCBI's taxonomy places the organism in Eukaryota, Fungi, Ascomycota, Eurotiomycetes, Eurotiales, Aspergillaceae. The coding region runs from base 1 to 1443 and encodes 480 amino acids. Gene Ontology annotation, biological process: dephosphorylation.
AUGCGUUCCACCUGGCAGCCGUCCAACAUCGCUCUGGCCCUUCUGGCCAUGCCGCUGGCCCUCCCAGCCUCUGCUGAGAAGGUCCUGGGCGCCUACAUCUUCUCCCGCCAUGGUGACCGCACGGCCAAGGUGUUGGGGAACACCGAACUCACCGACCUGGGAUACAGAGAAGUCUACCAGAGUGGAGGCUACUGGCAUGACCGAUAUGUCAACGCCAGCUCUUCGCUCCAGAUCGAGGGCAUCAGUGACAAGAUCGUCAAACUGAGCCAGGUCAGCGCAUCGGCGCCCUCGGACGAUGUCCUCCAGAACUCCGCCAUUGCCUUCAUGCAGGGAAUCUACCCCCCCGUCGGGUCCUCCGCCAGCGAGACCCUGGCCAACGGGACCACCGUCGAGUCCCCUCUGAACGGCUACCAGUUGAUCCCUCUGAACCUCAUUGAGUCUAACACCGACAGCGAGGACAACACCUGGCUGCAGGAUGCCACCGGCUGCCAGAACGCCGUGGUCAGCAGCGACAACUACUACAGCUCCACGCUGUACAAUAGUCUCCUCGACUCCACCCACGACUUCUACCAGUCCCUCUCGUCCCUGCUGAACAGCACCUUCGCGCCCGACGAGAUGAGCUUCAAGAACGCCUACACCAUCUUCGACUACCUGAACGUCGCCUCCAUCCACAACACCACCAACACGCCCACCUCCGCCCAGCUGGACCGUCUCCUCCAGCUCGCCAACAUCGAGCAGUACAACCUGGCUUACAACGCCUCCGAGACCGUCCGCGCCAUUGCCGGCGCCCAGCUGGCCGGUGAGGUGCUGGAGGCCCUCAACAAGACCAUCACCUCCCAGGGCAAGACCAAGCUGAACAUCCAGCUCGGCUCCUACGGAACCUUCCUCUCGUACUUUGGCCUGGCGCAGCUGCCCGCCGCCAACGUCAACUUCACCGGUAUCCCGGACUACGCCUCCACCAUGUCGUGGGAGCUGGUCACCAACUCCACCGCCGAUGGCUUCCCCGACGCCUCGGAGAUCAGCGUGCGCUUCCUCUUCCACAACGGCACCAUCACCGGCUCCUCCAGCCCCAGUGAAUACCCCCUCUUCGGCCAGUCCAGCACCACCAUCCCCUGGACGGACUUUGCCGACCAGACCAAGAAGUUCGCCGUGAUGAACGAUGAGGAGUGGUGCCAGGCCUGCGGAAACACCGACGGCCAGUGCAAGUCUGUCGCCGGCGGCUCGGGCUCCGGGUCCGUCUCGGCGCAGUCGUCCGGUGAUGGCGGCGUGUCGCGGCCGGUGGCCGGUGUCAUCGGCGCCAUGGUGACGCUGGCGGUGGUUCUGGGCCUGGAGGCGCUCCUCCUGGCGGUGGGAGGCUUCCGGAUCGCGAAGAAGCAGAAGGCGACUGCGACUGCGGUUGCGGCCCAGCAGAUGGCUGAGGAUAAGGCUGUGAACAAGGCUUGA